AUGGCCGAGCAGUCACCAGUUACGAGCCAGAGAAACCUUGAUUUAACCUCGGCGCCGGCCGUGGCGGGGGGCAGUUCGUUCGGGCGCGUCUCUCGUAACUGGACUAGACUAAGCUGUAGCGCAUCUCCAUCUCGGGGUGUCUUCGCCGACAGCUUCGCCGUUACUAUCGUCGCGCGACGAUACCCGCCCCGCCAUCACAACGCUUGUCCAAGAUGA
Molecule: messenger RNA, 216 nt
Organism: Colletotrichum paranaense
Lineage: Eukaryota; Fungi; Ascomycota; Sordariomycetes; Glomerellales; Glomerellaceae
Exons: 1
Coding region: 1-216 (71 amino acids)
Source: RefSeq, a predicted model, not a curated record